Eruca vesicaria subsp. sativa (arugula) is the source of this 900-nucleotide messenger RNA. Lineage: Eukaryota; Viridiplantae; Streptophyta; Magnoliopsida; Brassicales; Brassicaceae. The record is from the annotation of a GenBank genome assembly.
AUGACAGAACUUGAGAAACAUAUUCCGGAUCUCCACGUUUUAAUAUCCACUCCUUUCCACCCGGCAUACAUGACUGCUGAAAGAAUCAAGAAAGCCAAGAACCUGAAGCUUCUCCUCACGGCUGGUAUUGGCUCGGAUCACAUCGAUCUGCAUGCAGCUGCAGCUGCUGGUUUGACAGUGGCUGAAGUCACUGGAAGCAAUGUGGUCUCAGUAGCAGAAGAUGAGCUCAUGAGAAUCCUAAUCCUCAUGCGCAACUUCGUACCAGGGCACCAACAAGUCAUCAACGGUGAGUGGAAUGUUGCAGGUAUUGCGUACAGAGCUUAUGAUCUAGAAGGGAAGACAAUAGGAACUAUGGGAGCUGGAAGAAUCGGAAGGCUUCUACUACAACGGUUGAAACCAUUUGGAUGUAACUUAUUGUACCAUGACAGGCUUCAGAUGGAACCGGAGCUGGAGAAAGAGAUUGGAGCUAAGCACAUGGAAAAUCUAAAUGAAAUGCUUACUAAAUGUGAUGUCGUAGUCAUCAACACUCCUCUUACAGAGAAGACAAGAGGCAUGUUCAAUAAGGAGAUGAUAGCAAAAAUGAAGAGAGGCGUUUUGAUAGUAAACAACGCAAGAGCGGCCAUCAUGGAGAGGCAAGCAGUCGUGGAGGCAAUGGAAAGUGGACAUAUUGGAGGGUACAGUGGAGACGUGUGGGACCCACAGCCGGCGCAUAAAGACCAUCCAUGGCGUUACAUGCCUAACCAAGCUAUGACUCCUCACAUCUCCGGCACCACUAUCGAUGCCCAGAUACGAUAUGCAGCAGGGACAAAAGAUAUGCUGGACAAAUACUUUAAGGGGGUAGACUUCCCUGUCGAGAACUACAUCGUCAAGGACGGUGAACUUGCUUCUCAGUAUAAAUAA